Molecule: messenger RNA, 1578 nt
Organism: Cylindrotheca closterium
Lineage: Eukaryota; Bacillariophyta; Bacillariophyceae; Bacillariales; Bacillariaceae
Source: the annotation of a GenBank genome assembly
AUGGACGAUAAUCCUACACUUACCAAGCAAUCACGGAGUCGGUCUCCAUCACCACCUUCACAAGAAGACCGAUCCUAUCCAUCGUCGCCUUCACCGGUCGUCACAUCCAAACUAGGGUCCAAUGGAAAAUCACCCACGAUAGGACCUGCCACCAUCUCGAUUCCUAUCACCAACAAUGAACCUAAGACGACGACGACGACGACUGUGGCAGCAGUGAAACCAAUAGGAUCACCACGAGCAGGGAACGCAAAAGGAAAGACAGUCACAAUCGCUCGUACGUCCGCAACCAACCCAGCAGCAGCAGCAGCAACAACAGCAGCAGCAGCAGCAGCAGCAACAACCAAUACAAAUAGCAAUCAGUACUUGCUACGACAACGUGCAUCGCGAGCCGCUCGAGCCAGAAAAGGUAAAAAUGGCGGUCUUCUAUUCAUGGUGGCUUGCUUUGCCAUUUAUAUUUGGAACAUGCAGAAUGGCCAAAUGGGACAAUUUUAUCAAUUGGAUCAAGAAUUACGACAGGCGGCACUAAAGUCAGAAGAAGCCAUUGUCGAAUCGCUGACCAGCACCUCGCACGUUCCCUUUUCGGCAGCCUCCAUUGUUUGUUUUUUACUCUUGACACUGCAAUGUGGCAUCCAACCCAUUCUCGUCAAGUUCUUCAUGCCAGAAGACCUCAUUCGAAGCACUUGCGUCUUGGGCCAAGAAAUGGCAAAAUUUAUCAUGUCCAUUUCCUUUCUACUGGCAAGUGGCAACUGGAGCGAAGCCAUUAACGAAUGGACUUGGGAAUCGGCGUGUUUGGCGGCCGGUGUGCCAGCAGUCAUUUUUACCACCCAAACCUAUUUGAAUUUAAUGGCCAAUCAAGUACUGCCACCUGUGACCUUCUCCGUCUUGAAUCAAACCAAGACGCUAUCAACAGCCUUUUGCUGCUUCAUCAUUAUGGACAAGCCACAGAGUCGAUGGCAAAUUGCGGCGUUAUUGUUGUUGGUGAUUUCGGCCUUGGUGAAUCAAAAAAUAUUGCCACUGCCUUGCGACAAGAAAGACGACGAUGAUAGGGAAAACGACUUUGAGCGACAAGGGAGCAAUGACGAGCUGAGUCAGGACAGUACUUGGGACGAAGUCGAUAAGCGGCAACUCUUUGGGGGCGUUGUGCCAGCCUUGUGCGCUAGCUUCUUGAGUGGACUGGCUGGAGCCUUGACGCAAAAGACAUUGACACUUCAUGCUCGGAGUCCCCACUUGUUCAAUUUGGAAUUGGCGGUGUUCUCGUCUCUCUUUUUGUUGACAACCUUGGCCUUGGGAUCCCCCGAUUCUCGUCUUAUUCGAAAAAAGGGAUUAUUGAAGGGGUGGACCUGGAAAACGACUAUUCCUAUUGCAACCAAUGCAUUUGGAGGUAUUCUGGUGGGUCUAGUGACCAAACAUAUGGGUGCGGUAGUCAAGGGAUUCUCUACCAUUUUUGGAAUGAUCCUUUCCGGAAUUCUACAACAAGUACUAUUGUCAAAUCGAGGGGAACAAGUGACAUGGGCACAGUUUGUUAGUGGAUGUAUUGGAGCCUUUAGUCUAUGGAUGCAUACUGCCAACCCUCCUUGA